Messenger RNA from Betta splendens (Siamese fighting fish), 4635 nucleotides. Its product is annotated as calpain-15-like. The record is from RefSeq and is a predicted model, not a curated record. Gene Ontology annotation, molecular function: calcium-dependent cysteine-type endopeptidase activity. Gene Ontology annotation, cellular component: cytoplasm. NCBI's taxonomy places the organism in Eukaryota, Metazoa, Chordata, Actinopteri, Anabantiformes, Osphronemidae. Gene Ontology annotation, biological process: proteolysis.
UCGUCCGUCAGUCACAGGGAGACACCCACGCAACUACGGGACAAACAGGGCGAGUUAACCUGGCUGCGAGUCUUUGGAGUGUGGGAGGAAGCUGGGGAACCAGAGAACCCUGGCAGAACAAACAAGGUCAUCACAGAAAGAUCCUCCAACCCACCAAGCGUUUUGCUGUGAGGCACCAGAGCGCAUCAAUGAUCUGUAAUUCAAUGCCGAAUCACACAAACUCAGUCAUGUUUCGUAUAAACAAUUUAAAUCGCGUUUCGUAAAUUUUGCGUGAAUCCAGAUUUAUGUAUCGAGGUUCAUGGUGGGAUGUGGGGCCCCGUCCCCCUGUCCUGAAAAUGUCCCUGAAAAGAAAGCUGUCCACGGAGGUGGCCUGAAAACCCGCAUCAAGCUACACACAGUAAGCGACAAAGGCGAAGUCAUCAGAAAAAAAAACUCGCUUUCAAAAUAAAAGACCGACAGUCUAAUACGUUGUCUUCCAUAAAAAACAGCAAUUAUGAAUUAUUAAAAAAUAAUCCAGUCCUGAGCACCUUUGUUUCAUUUACCGGCUUUAUCUGGACAUAAAAGCCUCGUUAAGGCCAGUUUACUGUACUUAAAAAAAAUACACUGAGGCUGAAAUCAAUGUCUUAUUGUGGGUAACCAGAGUUCCGUCACAGAUAUAUUUACGUAAUUUCCUGUCAUACACGACAACUUAAACAAAGAUUCAAUUCAUGAAGGUAAAACCUAAUAUCCAAGUUUGUACCGUAAACGUUGUAACCAAAAUUUUACUUUCAAUUAUGCGGCAGGAAGUGUUGUGUGCUUCCCGACGGUUGAUAGAGCUUGGGAAAGCAGAGCAGUGGUGACUGUGCAUGUCGGUGCUCAGAUGAAAGAGGAUGCAGGGAGCUCUCCGACGGCGGCCAGCCAUCCUCGUCCUCUUCUCGCGCAGUCCUCUCUGCAGUCAGGGCCUUUUCCCCUGAGCCCGCAGCACCAUGGGAAGUUCCACUUCCUCCAUUGUCGAGGAAGUCGAGGGCGAAGCCGCGGCCCGGGGCGCCGCCAUGCCCCCCUCUCCCAUCAUGGGAUGCCUGAGGAGCAGCCAGAGCACCUUCCUCCCUCGGCAGCUGCCCAGACCCGGCAGGCACAGGGAGCGCAGCUUCUCGUCUGGUUCGAUGCCCAUGCAGAGGAGCCAGUGGGCCUGUGGCUGCUGUACUUUUCUAAACGCAGCUGGUGCCCCGCGCUGUUCCAUCUGCGAGGCCCCUCGGCGAAGGCCAGACGCCCGGUGGAUGUGGAGCGGGACCAGCAGGGAGGGCUGCUGGGCCUGCCCACGCUGCACGCUGGCCAACCCCCUGACCGCCUGUCCUGCUCGUUGUGUGGCUACGCCGAAACGCCGGCCGGACCCCACGACUCGUCCGCGGAGCAGCCUCGGCCCCAGCGCUCCAGCAGCUGCUCUGGCUCUCUGAGGCCGUCGUCGAGUGAGCCGUGCAGGCGGCAAAACAGAAGCCAGUCGGAGGACAGCCUGGUGUGGGACUGUUUGAGGUGCACGCUGCAGAACACCCCUACCUCCAUGUCCUGCUCUGCUUGCGGGGGGCCGCGCAAAUUGUCUCUCCCUCAGAUCCCUGCAGAGGCCUUGCUCAUGCCUGAGGUGGGUGACCACACAGCAGCGCAGCAAGCAGAACCUGCAGCCGGGGCGCUUUCGCUUUCCAUAUCAACCAGAGGGGAGUGUUUACCGGUGGAAGCUUCGUAUCUGAGCACAAACUCCUCACAGAGCAGUGUUUCAUCCUCAGGACAUAAUAAUGCAGUCCCGUGCAGCCGCAGAGAAGUUCCACCUCCAGAUGUUUGCCACAGCUUAAGCCCUUCUCCAUCCGCCCUUGCUGCUUCCCAUCUGCCCGCGCAGCCAGAGGUCCUGGCAGGCCGACGGCUGAGCACCCUGAAAGAGGAAUUGUCACCUCUGUCGCCUGCAUCGGACGCAGCCACAGUGUUUCCACCGUUUGAGGGUGUUGAUCACGGGACAGAGGAGUGGCCGUGCCCGGCAUGCACCCUCAUCAACCCAGGCCAGGCCAAAUACUGCCUGGCCUGCCACACUCCUCAGCAGCACACUGCAGAGCCCCCGGUCUCCCCGAAGAAGAAGGAGAGCAUGCUGGUGGAGGAGCUGCGACAGAGCGACGAGGGCGAGGCCAAGCAGCUGUGGGAGAACAUUGUCAGCUUCUGCAGAGAGAACUCGGUGACGUUUGUGGAUGACAGUUUCCCUCCUGGUCCAAAGUCUGUGGGCUUCCCAGUGGAUGAUAGCGUCCAACAUCGGGUCAAAAAGUGGCUUCACCCCCAUGAAAUCAACUGUUGCAACUUCAGAGACCGCGGCAUAAAGUGGUCCGUGUUCCGCACACCUCGCCCGUCUGACAUCCUGCAGGGACUUCUGGGUAACUGCUGGUUCCUCAGUGCCUUAGCUGUUCUGGCCGAGCGUCCCGACCUGGUGGAGAAAGUGAUGGUGACCCGCUCGCUGUGUGCAGAAGGAGCCUACCAGGUGCGACUCUGCAAGGACGGGUCUUGGACCACGGUGCUGGUGGACGAUAUGCUGCCGUGCGACGAGAGCGGCCACCUCCUCUUCUCUCAGGCUCAGCGGAAGCAGCUUUGGGUGGCUCUAAUAGAAAAAGCUUUGGCCAAGCUCCACGGUUCCUAUUUUGCUCUGCAGGCAGGUCGCGCUAUCGAGGGCCUAUCCACGCUGACCGGGGCCCCAUGUGAAUCUCUGGCCCUCCAGGUCAGUGCCACCAACCCUAAAGAAGAGCCCAUCGACACGGACCUCAUCUGGGCCAAAAUGCUGAGCUCUAAAGAAGCAGGUUUUCUGAUGGGAGCAUCUUGUGGAGGAGGUAACAUGAAGGUGGAUGACACAGAGUAUGAGUCUCUGGGUUUACGUCCCCGACAUGCCUACUCUGUUCUAGAUGUGCGAGAUGUUGACGGACACAGAUUACUGCAGCUGAGAAACCCAUGGGGCCGGUUCUCCUGGACCGGGCCCUGGGCCGAUGACUGGCCCAACUGGCCUCCACAGCUAAAGAGGGAACUCUGCGCUCAGCGAGCUGAGGACGGACUGUUCUGGAUUGACUUCUGGGACUUCAUCAGCUACUUCGAUUCCGUCGAUAUCUGUAAGAUUCACUCAGACUGGCAGGAGGCUCGAGUACCAGGGAUUUUUCCUCGAGGGGCUGACGUCCCGGUGACGGUGGUAUCAAUCACGGUGCUGGAAAGGACGGCUGUGGAGCUGGCUUUGUUCCAGGAGGGCAGCAGACGAUGGGACACAGCAGAGAGCCACCUGUUAGACUUGUGCGUGUUGGUGUUCAGGGUCGCCUACGACAACUCGGGGACUAUGACGCUGGGUCGCCUGCUGGCUCACAGCCGGCGCUCUGUGAGGCGGUUCGUGGGCUGUGACAUCAUGCUGGAGCCAGGCGAAUACGCUGUGCUCUGCUGUGCUUUCAACCACUGGCACAGCACUGUCACUGAAGGGACAACCAGCUGUGGCAGAUCAGAGGCACCCGGUUACAUACUGGCGGUGUACAGCUCCAGACUGGUGAUGGUGGAGCAGGUAACAGCCUCUAACACAGCCAUCGCUGAUGCCAUCAUCCAGUUAACAGAGAGUAAAGGAGAAAGACAUGAGGGUCGAGAGGGGAUGACCUGUUACUACCUGACACACGGCUGGGCAGGGCUCAUCGUCAUGGUGGAGAACAGACACCCCAGACACCACUUGCACGUCUCCUGCGACUGCAGUGACAGCUUCAAUGUAGUGUCAACGCGCAGCAGCCUCAAAACUGUCGACAGCAUCCCUCCUCUACACAGACAGGUGCUUGUAGUUUUGUCCCAGCUGGAGGGAAACGCAGGCUUCUCUAUCACACACAGACUGGCUCACCGUAAGGCUGUGCAGGCUUCUCUGGGAAACUGGAGUCCCUCAAAAGCAACACACAGUCCCGCGCUGAGCCCAGAGACCACAGGGCUGCAUCAGCCUCGACCCCUCUGACUGUUAAGCGUGAAAUUCACACCCAGUGAGUAAUAAUGGGAGAAAUCAGAAGACUGCUUGGUUUAUACAAAAACUGUUUAACUACACAUCAACUCAAAAUCAGAAAUGAUGCCACUUGUUGAGUUAAGCUAAAAGAAUGCAAUACAGUGUGCAUCACUGUGGACACUGUCUGUGGACCAUCCAGGGUAUUGAGAUCAUUAAAUUCAACCUGUGAGAUCAUUUACUGCAUAUAUCUUUAGAAAGACAUUUUGUGAACACAUGAUGCACUUUACAUUUUACAUUCCAGGACAUUAGUUGCCCUGGUGAUGAAGAACAGAAGCUAAGUUAUGUUUGUAGUCCACGUGUGUGGACAGGCUGCCCACAAUAAGACAAACACAAACAUGAUGUGUAUAUUCCCCAGUCUGCUUUUCAUCUUGCAGUCUUUAUACAUGCUGGUAAAUAAAGUGUUCUAGUCUAGAGAUUCAGCAGAAAGUUGCUGUGUGAUUGCAUUAGCACUUUAUGAAUUUCAAUCAAUGCUGCAUCCUUGUGUUUUAUUCAAGAGGAAAUAUUUUAAAAUGUUCUUAUGAAUCCAAAACCAUGCUAAUGUUGUUGGAAAGAACAUCAAUACUAUGCAAAUGUUUAAAGCAGAUAUGAUGCCUACUCAAUAAAAUGUGUAUAGCUCUUUA